Molecule: messenger RNA, 3435 nt
Organism: Closterium sp. Naga37s-1
Lineage: Eukaryota; Viridiplantae; Streptophyta; Zygnematophyceae; Desmidiales; Closteriaceae
Source: the annotation of a GenBank genome assembly
AUGAAGCGCGUCGCGUUUCUGCUUCUGCUGCACGCGUGUCUACUAGCUUCGCCUCGCCUCGCCGCCGCGGGUAGCAGCAGCCGUCGCGAGCUGCAAACUUUGCCAACGAGACUCAGUUGUUCUGGCUCGCGCCAUUCUAAUAUCGAGAUUUGCUCCGCCCCACCCCGACCAUGCUCCCCCUCCCCCCUCCCCGUGCUUCCCGCAACCUCGUGCCCCGCGGGCGUGGUGUGUCCGGCGGGCGCGACGUGCGUGGUGGACGGCAACGGUUACCCCUUUUGCAAGUGCGCGGCGGGGCAGGCCAUCAUCAACGGCGUGUGCGCGCCGGCCGCCAGCUGGGCGGAGGUCGGCACCAACGUCGUCCUCUACAACCAACCCAACUACGCAAACUCGCCCACCACGCUCGCGCCGGCCGUGCUGCGCGGCGCGGCGCCGAACUCGAGCGCGUGCGUGAACCUGCCGGCGGCGUUCAACGGCACGAUAAAGUCGGUGCGCAUCAUGUGGAACGUGAACGACGGCGUGGCGGACCACCUGGUGUGCGGCAAGCUCUUCUUCUGGGACAAACCCAACUGCUGCUGCUCCGGGUCGGGUUACCAGAUCCCCGGCGGCAAUGCGAGCGGCAUCAUCGCGGUGGGCAGGUCCAUCUCGUGUCAGGCCGCCAUCGCCACCAACACGUUCCCCUGCGCCACCAAGAACUGCCCCGUCAACGCCGCGUGCUCCGUGGUCAACGGUGCCGCCGUGUGCACGUGCAACGCUGGAUACAGCAUGGUCGGCGGGCAAUGCGUUGUGGCAGACCCGUGCACGGGUUACACCUGUCCCGCCAACUCAUCGUGCUCCAACGUGAAUGGCGUCGCCACGUGCACGUGCAAUACCGGAUACCAGAUGGUCAACGGCCAGUGCGUCGGUGAGUCAACUCCCUUCACCUCACCCUGUGAAUCUCCUCCUAUCCUUCACCCUCCGACCUUCACUCUCUCCUGUCCGAUUACCUCUCCUCACUCUUGCCACCUCUUCUGCUCUCCAUUUCCCCCCUCCAUCCUUCCCCUUCUCCCAUCACCUCCGAUAUUUCCCUUGUUUCUGACCAACACGAAUAUCUGCUGGCUUCCCUGCCUUCCCCCCUCUCUCCCGCUGCUGUCCCUCCCACCAGCGCCCGACCCAUGUGCGGGAUUCUCAUGCCCCGCCAACUCAGCAUGCUCCAACGUCAAUGGCGUCGCCACGUGCACGUGCAGCACUGCGGGGUACCAGAUGGUCAACGGACAGUGCGUUGGUGUGUUAACUACCUUCGAUCUCGUUUUAUCAAGCCCAACGUCCUCUCGCUCCCCACGGCCAUGCGUGCAUGUCACUUAUACCACGCGCGUUGAGCCUUCCCCUGCCGUCACCCAUCCCCAUCCCUUCCAACGCCUCGUUUCGCCCUCCCCUCGGCCCUUGCUGGUGCGUGCAGCAAUCACGGACCCCUGUGCGUCUACCACGUGUCCUGCCAAGGCCACGUGCAGCAGCGUGAAUAGAGUGGCCACGUGUGUGUGCGCCGUGGGCUACACCCUCGUCUCUGGCGCCUGCCAGCCUCUGCACCCGUUCCCUGCUCACCUCCCUGCCCCCUUUGCACCCCAUCCCCCCGGACGCUCCUCUUCUCCCUAUUUCACCCUCUCCCUCUCAUCCACCGCUCCCUCUUCCCCCCACCCCACCAGCGGCCGACCCCUGCUCGUUGGUGACAUGCCCGGCCAACUGCACAUGCUCCUCCUCCAAUGGCGUCGCCAAGUGCGACUGCCCUGGUCAGUGCCCUUCUCUCCCCCCUCGUCCUCCACCGUGUACCUUCCUGCUCUCCUCGCCUCGUUCUCUCUCCACCCUAGCCCCAAAUGCCGCCUCCCUUGCUCACUGCCCUCGCUACCUCCUUCUCCCAACUUCCCCCCUGUAUCCCCCCCACCCCCUGCGGGGAACAUGCAGAUCUGUGCUACGGGCAACUCCCUCCGUGCCUCGCCCCUGGGUGCCAUGCAGCAACGUUGGCGAAUUCGGACUAUCUGGACAACCACAACGCAGCCAGGGCGGCGGUGGGCGCUAUCCCCCUCGUCUGGAACACCACCCGUGAGUGCCCCCCUCGCCCUUGUUUGUGCGUCUGCCUCGUGCCACGGCCCUUGGGUGCGUCCUCCUGCUUCUCAACGCGCUUGCUGUGCUGUGUGCUGGCACUGGGUUGUCGUGCUUAGCUCGCAAGCCUCCCCCCCCGCUCGGACUGCAUGUGUGCACCCCGGCACCUCUCCACACCGGCACCCGUCCCUGCCGCCUCUCCAACCCCAAUGCUCACUCCACCCUCUCUACGUGUCAACCUCCCUGCUCGCCCCCCUCUUGCUCGCCCCCCUCUUCCUCGCCCCAGUGGAGGCGGACGCGCAGGCGUGGGCGACAGUGCUGACCAACAGCACGUACAACUGCGGGCUGUCGCACGGCGGCAACCCCGGCGAGGGGCAGAACCUGGCGGGUGGGAAGCCGGCGGGCCACUACUCGAGCGCGGAGGCCGUCAGCUGGUGGGUGGGCGAGGCCGCCCUCUACUCCCUCGCUGCUGUGAAGAAUGGCUGCAGCACCGGCAACUUCUCUGACUGCGGGCACUACACACAGGUCAUUUGGAACGGCACACUCACGGUGGGGUGUGCCAAGGCGUCGUGUGGCACGGCUGCUGAUGUGUGGGCAUGCAACUACUAUCCGGCCGGCAACAUUAUCGGCCAGCCGCCCUAUGUGCAAGACCCGUGCUACCGGGUGGCAUGCCCGUCCACGGCCACAUGCACGGUGCGGUACGGGCAGCCCAUGUGUGUGUGUGGGGCGGGGCAGGUGCUCGUCAACAAUGCCACGUGCCAGCCCGACCCCUGCACCAGCGGCACCACCACGUGCCCCGGCAACCUCGUGUGUGACGGCUCCUCCGGUACCGCCCAGUGCGCCUGCCCCACCGGCCUCGUGCCUGUCACCAACGACUCUUGCGUCCCGCCGGCGUGUGUGGGGGCGGUGUGUCCGGCGCAGGCGACAUGUGCGGUGGACGGGAGUGGGUACCCGUUCUGCCAGUGCCCCACGGGGUGGUACAUGGGCAGCAACGUGUGUGUGCAGGGCACGCCCGCAGCUGUGGCAGCCACGAGCCUGGCCAUCUACAACACGGCGUCCUACACCACCACGGCGCCCGCGCUGGGCCCCACGCUCGUGCGCACGGGGCUGCCCGUCAACUCGUCGCACGCCAGCUGUGUGGACAUCCCCGGCGGCAUUGCAGCGGCGUCGCUGCGCGUGCUGUGGAACGUGCCGGACAGCACGGGGGCGCCCAAGCAGUCGUGCAGGCUGGUGUACUUCUGGACCAGCACUUCCUGCUACGGGUCUGCCACCGGCUACUAUCGCCCCACCGGCGAUGUCACCAACUUCGACACCACAUCGGGCAAUGUGGCCCUCGUCAAGGCCGUUGCCUGCGCCAGCUGA